AUUGCAAAUUCCUCUACUUUUACAGCAAUGAUGAUGAAAGCUACAUGGAGAAUCCAUUGUUGUGUGGAAGCAGCAUAAAAGAGAGAGAGAGAGAGUCAUUGUCAAUUAGAACUGGAAGCUCUGUGAUAGAUGGAAGAUAAAGUUAAUGGAGAAUUUACUUCUCAGUCCUUGGAUUGAAAGUGGCAUGGAAAGCAUUGAGGAAAACCAGCAUUUUUUACAAAGAGCAGAUUGCUUUUUUUGUUUUGUUUUAUCUGCUCUGAAUUAUAUAGAUCAUGAAGUUUUUGCAACUUUUUGGACGACUGAAAUCAGCUGUCGUAGGCAUGGUCCAUGUGAAAGCACUGCCAGGAACACCUAGGAAUACUUUGCCAGUGGCUCAGAUCACCGAAGAAGCUUGUCGGGAAGCUGAAAUUUACAGGGCUGCAGGAGUUGAUGGUUUGAUUGUUGAAAACAUGCACGAUCGACCAUACACCGUCCGCAUCGGUGCAGAAAUUACCGCAGCCAUGACGGUCGUUUGUGCCGCCGUGAAGCAGGUGUGCCCGGCUCUCCCCCUGGGCGUUCAGAUUUUGUGUGCUGCCAAUCAGCAAGCUCUAGCUGUUGCUCUUGCCACAGGUCUUGACUUUAUUCGAGCCGAAGGCUUUGUUUUCUCUCAUGUGGCAGAUGAAGGGAUUCUAAAUGCCUGCGCUGGAGACUUAUUAAGAUACCGGAAGCAAAUAGGAGCAGAUCGUGUUCAAGUUUUUGCUGACAUUAAGAAGAAACACAGUGCUCAUGCUCUGACAGCUGAUGUCAGCGUAGCAGAGACUGCUAAGGCUGCUGAAUUCUUUCUGGCGGAUGGAGUCGUGUUGACAGGAACUGCGACCGGAUUGGAGGCGGAUCCCAAAGAACUGGAAGAAGUCGGGCGUGCUGUGAAGAUUCCAGUGCUGAUUGGAUCUGGAGUGACUCUGGAGAAUGUGAAAGACUACUUGGGUGCAAAUGCCUUGAUCAUUGGUUCACAUUUCAAGAAAGAAGGGCACUGGGCAAACAGCGUUGAUUCAGAUCGUGUGAGGUGGUUUAUGGAUCAUAUUGGUAAACUCAGAGAGAAAAUUUUUUAGCAUCAUCUGCCACUAUGGUUCUGAUUGGGUUGUAAUGUACAGUAUAGUCUAAUUUUCCAAAAUUGUCCACUCCUGGGGACAGGUGGGAAUUCUUUCCUUCACUCAGAAAUAGGUUUUUAAAAAUGUUUAGAAAAAUGGUUCAGAAAGAGCCUUCAGAGCACCUCACAAAAAGAAUAAAACAAGCAUCAAAAAGCAUAUUUAAAACAUGCGUGAAAACCUGUAUUCAGAGCAAUCAAAACCUAAGUUCGCAAGUUACAGUGAACACAUUUACAAUCCAUGUACAUGUACAUUGAUUUUUCUUCAUAUAGACACUGAGCAAUUCUCAUGUUAAAUUCAACACAUGUACAGCUGUAAUUUAAGCCCUAUAUUUACCCAGGUACCAGUCCCCAGUUUCAUUUGUAAGCUGAAUCUGUAUUGCAUAUUUCUUACAGACAUAUGUAUCUGCAGAAUGCAUGUUCAUUAAUGCCCAUUAAUGUAGAAGUUGCAAAUCAGCAUAUUUACAUGGGCACCUGCACUGAGGGGGAAAAAAGACAUGGGUUGCCUGGAUGUUUUCAAGCCCAGUUCAGGGGCAGAUUUCAGUACAGAAACCCCUAAACCAGAAGUGUCAAACUCAUGUGUUAUGAGGGCUGGAUUUUACAUAAAUGAGACCUUCUUGGGCCAGGCCAUGUGUGUCAUAAAAUGCAAUGGCAGGUAGCAGAGAUAGGAUACAAACACAAUUAAAGAUUUUUUUAAAAAAAAUUAAAUAAAAUAUGCUUAAAACAUUAA
Heteronotia binoei (common prickly gecko) is the source of this 1853-nucleotide messenger RNA. RefSeq lists its product as uncharacterized. Lineage: Eukaryota; Metazoa; Chordata; Lepidosauria; Squamata; Gekkonidae. The record is from RefSeq and is a predicted model, not a curated record. The transcript is spliced from 7 exons. Bases 273 to 1088 code for a protein of 271 amino acids.